AUGAAUAGAAUUUUGUCUUUUACAUUUUAUUUAUUUUUUUUAUAUUUGUAUAUAUAUAAAACAUAUGGAAAACUUAAAAAUACACAUCAGGAAUUAUCAGAUAUAUAUGGAACAAAAUAUUAUUUAAGAAACGGAUUAUAUAAUGAAAAAAAUAGUAAAGGACAAAAAUAUGAAGAUUUAAAAAAAGAAAAAGAAGGUGAAAAUAACGAUGGAGAGGAUUUAAAUAGUGAAGAAAUGAAUAAGGAUCAAGAAAAUGAACUAAUGGAAGGUCAAGACGAAGGCCCUAAAGAAGACCAAGAAGGUGCCAAAGAAGAUCAAGAGGGUGCAAAGGAAGACCAAGAAGGUGCCAAAGAAGAUCAAGAGGGUGCAAAGGAAGACCAAGAAGGUGCCAAAGAAGAUCAAGAGGGUGCAAAGGAAGACCAAGAAGGAGCCAAAGAGGACCAAGAAGGUGCCAAAGAGGACCAAGAAGGAGCUAAAGAAGAUCAAGAGGGUGCCAAAGAAGACCAAGAGGGUGCUAAAGAAGACCAAGAAGGCGCCAAAGAAGAUCAAGAAGGAGCUAAAGAAGAUCAAGAGGGUGCCAAAGAAGACCAAGAAGGAGCCAAAGAGGACCAAGAAGGAGCUAAAGAAGAUCAAGAAGGUGCAAAGGAAGACCAAGAGGGUGCCAAAGAAGAUCAAGAAGGAGCUAAAGAAGAUCAAGAGGGUGCCAAAGAGGACCAAGAAGGAGCUAAAGAAGAUCAAGAGGGUGCCAAAGAGGACCAAGAAGGAGCUAAAGAAGAUCAAGAGGGUGCCAAAGAAGACCAAGAGGGUGCUAAAGAAGAUCAAGAAGGAGCUAAAGAAGAUCAAGAGGGUGCAAAGGAAGAUCAAGAAGGUGCCAAAGAAGAUCAAGAAGGAGCUAAAGAAGACCAAGAAGGAGCCAAAGAGGACCAAGAAGGAGCUAAAGAGGACCAAGAAGGAGCUAAAGAAGAUCAAGAGGGUGCAAAGGAAGACCAAGAGGGUGCCAAAGAAGAUCAAGAAGGAGCUAAAGAAGAUCAAGAGGGUGCAAAGGAAGACCAAGAAGGUGCCAAAGAAGAUCAAGAGGGUGCAAAGGAAGACCAAGAAGGAGCCAAAGAGGACCAAGAAGGAGCUAAAGAAGAUCAAGAAGGUGCAAAGGAAGACCAAGAGGGUGCCAAAGAAGACCAAGAAGGAGCCAAAGAGGACCAAGAAGGAGCUAAAGAAGAUCAAGAAGGUGCAAAGGAAGACCAAGAGGGUGCCAAAGAAGACCAAGAAGGCGCCAAAGAAGAUCAAGAGGGUGCAAAGGAAGACCAAGAGGGUGCCAAAGAAGAUCAAGAAGGAGCUAAAGAAGAUCAAGAGGGUGCCAAAGAAGACCAAGAAGGAGCCAAAGAGGACCAAGAAGGAGCCAAAGAGGACCAAGAAGGAGCUAAAGAAGAUCAAGAGGGUGCUAAAAAUAACAAAAAAAAUAAUAAAAACAAUAAAUCAAAAAAAGGUGCAUUAAAUUUUUUAUUUAAAAUAUGA
Messenger RNA from Plasmodium adleri (nom. inval.), 1512 nucleotides. RefSeq names its product S-antigen. The transcript has a single exon. The record is from RefSeq and is a predicted model, not a curated record. Bases 1 to 1512 code for a protein of 503 amino acids. NCBI's taxonomy places the organism in Eukaryota, Apicomplexa, Aconoidasida, Haemosporida, Plasmodiidae.